This is a messenger RNA of Dendrobium catenatum, 564 nucleotides long. Its product is annotated as protein LURP-one-related 5-like. Lineage: Eukaryota; Viridiplantae; Streptophyta; Magnoliopsida; Asparagales; Orchidaceae. The record is from RefSeq and is a predicted model, not a curated record. The transcript is spliced from 2 exons. Bases 1 to 564 code for a protein of 187 amino acids.
AUGGCGUUUGUGGGGAGCGACGGCUUCUCAAUAUUCGACGGUAAUGGGAAACUCGCCUUUAGGGUAGAUAACUAUUCCAGGAGAAAUAAGUACCUCGUUGGAGAGCUCCUCCUCACGGAUGUAGAUGGAAGGCCACUGCUUGCUCUCAAGCCUCAGAUUUUGAGCCUCCAUGACCAGUGGAAUGGAUACAGCAUAACAGCCAGCUUCAAAACCCUAAUUUUUACUAUGAAACAACGAUCAAUCCUUAAGAACAGAGACGACGAUGUCGAGAUUUUUUUGCAUAAAAGCAGAGGAGAUAAGGCUGGAAGCAAAUCAAUGGAAGAAGCAGACUACCGAAUACAGGGCUGUUUUCAGAAGAGAAGCUGCAAAAUCUGGGGAAGGUCGGGGAAGCUCGUGGCUUGGAUAUCUAGGAAGAUGGUCAGCCCAUUAGUGAUUCUGGAUGAUGAUGUCUUCAGACUUAUUAUGGCUCCAGGAAAUCAUCAAUGUGAAUUGAUAAUGGCGUUCAUCGUCAUAAUGGAUAGAAUCUGCAGGAAGCCCUUUAAUUUCAUGUUGCUGUGCCACUGA